Messenger RNA from Zalophus californianus (California sea lion), 3422 nucleotides. It is a transcript of the gene ZNF226, whose product is annotated as zinc finger protein 226. The coding region runs from base 258 to 2678 and encodes 806 amino acids. Gene Ontology annotation, cellular component: nucleus. Gene Ontology annotation, molecular function: RNA polymerase II cis-regulatory region sequence-specific DNA binding; histone H3K4 methyltransferase activity; histone H3K36 methyltransferase activity. The transcript is spliced from 6 exons. NCBI's taxonomy places the organism in Eukaryota, Metazoa, Chordata, Mammalia, Carnivora, Otariidae. The record is from RefSeq and is a predicted model, not a curated record. Gene Ontology annotation, biological process: positive regulation of reciprocal meiotic recombination; regulation of DNA-templated transcription.
GGACGCCGUAGCAGCCAUCUUUUCCCUGAUUACGGUGUUUCAUGUCGGCUGUCCACGACCCAUUCAAACUUCUCCCGAAAACGCACCUGGGUCCCGCAGCCACCAGCAUUUCAUUUGGGGAGAAAGAGGAAGAGCGGCUAAAAACGGAGGUGUGAUAGCCCGGGCCCUGACUUCUCAAAAAGCACUGCGCGGAGGAGGAGGCAUCAGAGCUCCGCUCUAUCUUUCUAGGAUUCUGUUUCCCCGGAAGGAAAGAGAAUAUGAACGUGUUCAAGGAGGCAGUGACGUUCAAGGACGUGGCGGUGGCCUUCACAGAGGAGGAGCUGGGACUGCUGGACUCUGCCCAGAGGAAGCUGUACCAGGAUGUCAUGUUAGAAAACUUCAGGAACCUGGUCUCAGUGGGACAUCAGCCCUUUAAACGAGAUAAAUGGCACAUAGAAAGAGAAGAGAGGCCCUGGUUGAUGAAGACAGCAACCCCGAUAGAGAGAAAUGUAGGAGGGAGCAAUCAAAGUGAGCUGAGGACCGUUCAAGACAGAGGACCACAUGAAGAGCUUUCCUGCUGGCAAAUCUGGCAACACAUUGCAAAUGACCUAUCCAGAUGUCAAAACUCCAUGAUAAAUAGUUCUCAGCUUCACAAACAAGGUGAUUCCCCCUGCCAGCUUGGGGCAGGAUUCUCUAUUCAAAUUUCUGAAGAUGAGAACUGUAUACUGAAUUGUAAAGUGGAUGGUCCUAAUGGUACUGAAAACUCAGACUUUCCAAUUUUGAGAGCCCAGGACUCAUGGAGGAAAACUUCUUUGACUGAGUCACAGAGUUAUCUGAAUAGAAACCAACAAAUUUCCAAGAAAAAUAAGCUGUGUCAGUGUAAACAGGAUGUUGAUGUCAUCAGUUGGAUUUCACAUCACCUAGAUCAUGGAAUACACAGAAGUGACCAAUCUUACAGUGACGAUGAUUGUGAGAAAGACAGCAUGAAGAUUUCAACAUUGGACCAGGAUAGUAUGACUCACACAGGACAAAAACCUUACCAGUGUAAUGAAUGUGAAAAAUCCUUCAGUGAUCUCUCUACCUUUGAUCUUCAUCAGCAAUUACACUCAAAAGCAAAGUUGCAUACAUGUAGUGAAUGUGGAAAAGGCUUCCGUUAUAGCUCAGUUCUUCGUAUUCAUCAGAGAGUUCACGUGGGAGAGAAAGGCUAUAAGUGUGGUGAGAGUGGUAAGGAAUUCGGUCAGAGCUCACUUCUGCAAACCCAUCAGAAAGUCCACACUGUAGAGAAGCCAUUUAAAUGCGAGGAGUGUGGGAAAGGCUUUGGUCGUAGAUCAGCACUUACUGUUCAUUGCAAAGUCCACACAGGAGAGAAACCUUAUCAUUGUGAGGAAUGUGGGAGGGCCUUCAGUCAGGCCUCUCAUCUCCAGGACCAUCAGAGAGUCCACACCGGGGAGAAACCAUUCAGAUGUGAUGCAUGUGGUAAAAGCUUCAGUCGGAAUUCACAUCUUCAGUCCCAUCAGAGAGUCCACACGGGAGAGAAACCAUACAAAUGUGAGGAGUGUGGGAAGGGCUUCAUUUGUAGCUCAAAUCUAUACAUUCAUCAGAGGGUCCACACAGGAGAAAAACCCUACAAAUGUGAGGAAUGUGGUAAAGGCUUUAGUCGGCCUUCAAGUCUUCAGGCCCAUCAGGGUGUUCACACUGGAGAGAAAUCCUACAUAUGUAAUGUGUGUGGUAAAGGCUUUACUCUGAGUUCAAAUCUUCAAGCACAUCAGAGAGUCCACACAGGAGAGAAGCCAUACAAAUGCGAUGAGUGUGGGAAGAGCUUCAGGAGGAACUCCCAUUAUCAAGUUCAUCUGGUAGUCCACACAGGGGAGAAACCCUAUAAAUGUGAGGUAUGUGGAAAGGGCUUCAGUCAGAGUUCAUAUCUUCAAAUCCAUCUGAAGGCACACAGCGUAGAGAAACCUUACAAGUGUGAGGAGUGUGGGCAGGGCUUCAAUCAGAGUUCCCGACUUCAGAUUCACCAGCUGAUCCAUACUGGCGAGAAACCGUACAAAUGUGAAGAGUGUGGGAAGGGAUUCAGUCGUAGAGCAGAUCUCAAAAUUCAUUGCAGAAUCCACACAGGAGAGAAACCAUAUAAUUGUGAGGAGUGUGGGAAAGUAUUCAGGCAGGCCUCAAAUCUUCUGGCCCAUCAGAGAGUCCAUAGUGGAGAGAAACCAUUCAAAUGUGAGGAGUGUGGGAAGAGUUUUGGUCGCAGUUCACACCUUCAAGCCCAUCAGAAAGUCCACACGGGAGAAAAGCCAUACAAAUGUGAGGAGUGUGGGAAGGGCUUCAAAUGGAGCUUGAAUCUUGACAUGCAUCAGAGGGUCCACACAGGAGAGAAACCCUACAAGUGUGGGGAGUGUGGUAAACACUUCAGUCAGGCCUCAAGUCUUCAGCUUCAUCAGAGUGUCCACACUGGAGAGAAACCAUACAAAUGUGAUGUGUGUGGUAAGGUCUUCAGUCGCUCUUCACAGCUACAGUCUCAUCAGAGAGUUCACACAGGGGAGAAACCUUACAAGUGUGAGACGUGUGGUAAGAGCUUCAGCUGGCGAUCAAAUCUUACCAUUCAUCACAGAAUCCAUGCUGGUGAUAAAUCCUAUAAAAGUAACAGGAGUGGGAAGAACAUCAGAGAGUCCACCCAGGAAAAUAGUUGUAUAAAAUGAUUUUUAAAAGAAAACCCAGGUGUCAUGUGAAUUCUUCCAAUCCUGAAGUUCAAAAGAAAAAAUCAUUUAUUUCAUGAAAGUCAAUGUUUGAGCCACAGCUUAACAUAUCCCAGUAGUCAGGAGGCCACACAGCAGAGAACACUUGUAAGUGGCAUAGUGAGGUACAGUUUGAACUUUGACCUUUAUUAAAUACUACUCAGGGGAGAGGCUUUGGAAAGGAUGAGUUUUAUCAGGCCUUGUAUAAAAGUAUAAUGGACACACUAAAAUUAAUGCCCAUUAGAAUGUAAGCUCCAUAAAUGCAGAGACUUGUUCUGGUUCUACAUGGUCUUAACAUUGCCAGGUACUUGGGAGGUGCUCAAUAUUUGUUAAAUUAAUAAAUGGAGGAAAUGUAUAUUUGAAAAUUGUGUUGAGAUUACCUCCAGAAUUUCAUAAAAAUUUGUAUUCAGAACAGGUAACCUAAAUGUGGCCUUCAUAAAAUUAAUUCAGGGAGACAGAGUUGAAAUGCAAGAAAACUACUCAGUACUGCAAUCUGUCCUAGUAAUUGGGCUUUGCCUUGUGAUGAGCUCCUGUCUUUCCCAGCCUCUUAUCAAGUUGGGUCUUAUCAUCUUGGACUUUGAAUUUACACUGCAUAAAAUCAGUGGAUAGUUAUCUUUUGUGACAGCAUAGACUGAAAAUUGAUUGCUAAUCCUACAAUAAGCCAUUACACUGUUUAUUUCUAUUCUCAAGAAUGUCAAGGCAGGGGUU